UUUUCAUUGAGUUUAUAACAAGUAUAACAAGUAUACAUUAUUCUUGUUAGUAGAUUUUUCCUUGGAAGUUAAGACGAGCAGAAAUCCGUUGACCUGUGCAGUUGCUCUUUCUGCGUAACGCUCUGAUAGACGGAGCUUCUUCGUUUUCUUCAUCUUCAUCGAUCGUGAGAUAAAGGUCUAAACCCUUGGUUCUCUCAUUUCGCGGUAUCUAUGUAUGGCGGAGGUUAAGGUCACCUUGGAGGUGGGAAACGAUGGCGUCGCGAUAAUCACUUUCUCUAAUCCGCCGGCUAACGCCUUAGCCGUUCAGAUUAUUGCCGGGUUGAAGGAGAAAUUUGACGAGGCGAUCAAAAGAAAUGAUGUGAAAGCUAUCGUUUUGACUGGUAGAGGAGGGAAGUUUUCUGCAGGGUUUGACAUCAAUGUUCUUGAGAAGGUUCAGGAGACUGGGAAUAUUUCGCUCAUACCUGAUGUAUCAGUUGAUCUUGUGGUCAACACAAUCGAAGAUUGCAAAAAGCCUGUAGUUGCUGCUGUGGAAGGACUUGCUCUUGGAGGCGGCUUGGAGUUGGCACUGGGAUCCCAUGCACGUAUCGCAGCACCAAGAACUCAACUUGGCUUGCCUGAGUUGACACUUGGAACUAUUCCAGGGUUUGGAGGCACACAACGUCUUCCAAGGCUGGUAGGGCUGUCAAAGGCAGUUGAAAUGAUGCUGUUGUCCAAACCAAUCAUGUCAGAAGAAGGGGAGAAGCUAGGUCUUAUUGAUGCUGUUGUGGCCUCUGAAGAGUUACUGAAAGUAUCUCGACUAUGGGCUUUAGACAUUGCAAACAGGCACAAGCCAUGGAUACGUUCCCUUCACAAGACAGACAAGCUUGGUUCCCUGUCUGAAGCAUAUGAAGCAUUAAACGCUGCAACACAACAAGCCAGAAAAACUGCCCCAAAUAUGCCUCAGCACAAGGCCUGUCUUGAUGUGAUGAGGGAUGGAAUUGUUCAUGGAGGAUAUACUGGAGUUCUAAAGGAGGCUAAAGUAUUUAAGGAGUUGGUCUUAUCAGACACUUCAAAAGGACUUGUCCAUUCCUUUUUAGCCCAACGUGUAACAUCCAAGGUACCUAAUGUUACUGAUGUUGGGCUUAAACCAAGGCACGUAAAGAAAGUUGCUGUAAUAGGGGGAGGACUAAUGGGUUCUGGGAUAGCUACAGCUCUUAUUUUGAGUAACAUAUAUGUUGUUCUCAAGGAAGUCAACUCUGAAUUUCUUCUGAAGGGAAUAAGAACAAUAGAAGCAAACGUUCGCGGUUUGGUAACAAAAGGAAAGCUGACACAAGAAAAGGCAGAAAAAAGCUUAUCACUGCUUAAAGGUGUAUUGGACUACUCAGACUUUAAAGAGGUGGAUAUGGUCAUUGAGGCUGUCAUUGAAAAUGUUCCUUUAAAACAAAAAAUAUUUGGUGAAAUUGAGAAAGUCUGCCCUGCCCACUGCAUUUUGGCAACAAACACAUCUACAAUUGAUCUCAAUUUGGUUGGGGAAAAGACCAGUUCUCGAGAUCGCAUUAUAGGGGCACAUUUUUUCAGUCCUGCUCAUGUGAUGCCUCUUCUGGAGAUUGUAAGGACAGAGAAGACAUCUGCUCAAGUUAUUCUUGAUCUCAUGGCAGUUGGGAAAAUAAUUAAGAAGGUUCCUGUAGUAGUGGGUAACUGCACUGGCUUUGCAGUCAAUCGGACAUUUUUCCCAUAUUCGCAAGGCGCGCAUGUUCUGGUAAAUUUAGGUGUGGAUGUGUUCAGAAUUGACAGAGCAAUCAGCAGCUUUGGCCUCCCAAUGGGUCCUUUCCAGCUUCAGGACUUAGCAGGAUACGGAGUAGCCCUAGCAACUGGGAAAGAAUUUGCUAAUGCAUUCCCUGAUCGCACGUUUAACUCGCCAUUGGUUGAACUUUUGGUGAAAAGUGGAAGAAAUGGUAAAAACAAUGGAAAAGGUUACUACAUUUACGAGAAGGGGAGCAAGCCAAAACCUGACCCCUCUGUGGUACCAAUUAUUGAGGAGUCUAGGCAACUAACCAAUAUUAUGCCUGGUGGAAAGUCUAUAUCUGUUACUGACCAAGAAAUAGUGGAGAUGAUACUCUUUCCAGUGGUGAAUGAGGCAUGUCGUGUUUUAGGUGAAGGGAUAGUUGUUCGAGCAUCAGACCUUGACACUGCAUCUGUUCUUGGGAUGAGUUUUCCAUCUUACCGUGGUGGUAUUGUUUUUUGGGCAGAUGCAACUGGACCUAACCAUGUUUAUAAAAGUCUCAAGAAAUGGUCAGAACUAUACGGAAAUUUUUAUACACCAUCAAGGUUUUUGGAAGAAAGAGCGAGAAGAGGCAUCCCAUUGAGUGCACCUAUUUCAUCAUUUCCAGCUUCGAAGUCACGCUUGUGAGCAGGAACUUCAACUUUAAUCCGACCUUAAUCAGACGGAAUAGGAUUAGAGAUGUUCCUUUUUUCGUGGUGGGCAGAAUAACUCAUAUUUGGUUGGCUAGUGAUUCUUCAAUAUUCAGAAAAAAAAUUCUCAAUAUUUAGAAGUAACAAGAUCUUGAUUUCUA
Molecule: messenger RNA, 2552 nt
Organism: Carya illinoinensis
Lineage: Eukaryota; Viridiplantae; Streptophyta; Magnoliopsida; Fagales; Juglandaceae
Product: peroxisomal fatty acid beta-oxidation multifunctional protein AIM1-like
Exons: 18
Coding region: 215-2389 (724 amino acids)
Biological process (GO): fatty acid beta-oxidation
Cellular component (GO): peroxisome
Molecular function (GO): (3S)-3-hydroxyacyl-CoA dehydrogenase (NAD+) activity; NAD+ binding
Source: RefSeq, a predicted model, not a curated record